This is a messenger RNA of Oenanthe melanoleuca, 1861 nucleotides long. RefSeq names its product NK2 homeobox 5 (gene NKX2-5). The transcript has 2 exons. Gene Ontology annotation, cellular component: nucleus. Lineage: Eukaryota; Metazoa; Chordata; Aves; Passeriformes; Muscicapidae. Gene Ontology annotation, biological process: cell differentiation; regulation of transcription by RNA polymerase II. Gene Ontology annotation, molecular function: RNA polymerase II cis-regulatory region sequence-specific DNA binding; DNA-binding transcription factor activity, RNA polymerase II-specific. Bases 192 to 1097 code for a protein of 301 amino acids. The record is from RefSeq and is a predicted model, not a curated record.
ACUGCCUAGUCCCUCCUUCCCUCGCCUUAUGGUCGGGUCGUACCUGCCCGCCGUGCACAAGUCAGGGCUACUCUCGGGACUGCUAUGUGCCCCCUCCGGGAGCCCACGCUCCACCACUGCUCCACCUUGGCUGCUCCCCACCUACUUUUCCAUGACCCUGGGCUGCGGCCGCUGCCCCGCUGUCCUCCGCAAUGUUUCCUAGCCCUGUGACAAGCACCCCCUUCUCGGUGAAGGAUAUUCUGAACCUGGAGCAGCAGCAGCAGGGCGGCCUGGGCUCCAUGGAGCUGGCCUCGCUGGCCUCCCCGUCCUGCAUGCUGGCCACCUUCAAGCAGGAGGCGUUCGGCGCCGAGCCCCCGGCCCUGCCCGAGCUGCGGGAGGAGCUGCCCGAGCCGCCCCCCAGCAAAACCACCGCCGCCUUCCCCGGCUCCUACUACAUGAAAAGCUACAUGGAGAUGGAUUCAGCCAAGGAGGCCAAGGCAGACAAGAAAGAGCUGUGUUCCCUACACAAGAGCCUGGAGCAGGAGAAAAGAGACCUGGAAGAUCCCGAGCGCCCCAGACAGAGGAAAAGGAGGAAACCUCGCGUCCUCUUUUCCCAAGCCCAAGUGUACGAACUGGAGAGAAGGUUCAAGCAGCAGAAAUACCUCUCGGCCCCGGAGAGGGACCAUCUAGCCAACGUCCUAAAGCUCACCUCCACGCAGGUGAAAAUUUGGUUCCAGAAUCGAAGGUACAAAUGCAAAAGGCAGAGGCAGGACCAGACGCUGGAAAUGGUGGGGAUCCCUCCCCCGCGGCGGAUCGCCGUGCCCGUGCUGGUGCGCGAUGGGAAGCCCUGCCUGGGGGAAUCGUCCCCCUACAGCUCGCCCUACAAUGUCAGCAUCAACCCCUACAGCUACAACGCCUACCCCGCGUACACCAACUACAACAGCCCCGCCUGCAACGCCAACUACAACUGCAGCUACCCCUCCAUGCAGCCCAUGCAGCCCUCGGCGCCCGCCAACAACUUCAUGAACUUCAGCGUGGGGGACUUGAAUUCGGUGCAAACGCCCAUCCCGCAGGGCAACGCGGGCAUCUCCACCUUGCACGGGAUCCGAGCCUGGUAGAGCCCCGCGCCCAGCCCGCGCCCCCCGGGGGUGGGGAUGGACGGGCUGCGAGCCGGGCUCGGGACAGUUCCAGGCUGCGGGGCUCGAGGACGGUUCUGUGGAGCAUCCCCGAGGAUCUCACGAGUGUGGUGGCCACGGACGGGGCGGGUUUUGGUGUUUCGUGCAGGGGAUACCCGCAUUUCCCGGUCCCUCUCGCUCCCUUUCCACCCGGAUUCUUCACCCUGAUAAUUCUCCUCCUUCCUUCCUACAAACGAGCCGGUAAUUUGGCGUGACUUGUUCCCAACAACACCCAGCCAAGCCCUGCAACUCUCUCUUUUUUUUUUUUUUUUUUAACUUUUACUCUAUACUAAUUAUUAUUGUCAUCCACAUUUAAUUUUUGCACUUCCCGUACGGUCCCCGCUGUUCGGCACCCCAGAUGUCCUUUGCCAACCUGGGCAGGGAUGAGGACAGACAGACAGACAGACAGACUCCCACCCCAGCCGGGGCGAGGGACACAGACACUCCGGCCCGCCAGGUCCCGUAGGGUUCUGCACUAAAACGUGAGUUAGUAUGGAAAUGCACUGUCCGCCCCUUCGUACGUGUUGCCCUUUGCUGUACAAGCUGACGGAGAUCAGCGAGUUGUCAUUAAAGAGAGUGGCUGAACCUCGGCGUCCCUGGCGUUCUUGCGCAUCCCGGGGGCUCUCCCGGGCCGCGCCCCCCGCUCCGGGAGCCUUUCCCUGCCGGUCCCCCCGGGUUUGUGUAGCCUUCCCCUGCCUUCGGCAUUC